AUGGAGAAUGUCCGAUUCCUCAACUUGAAGUCCAUGACCGACGGCGAGAUAUCUGCUCCUCGACCACAUUUGUGCGAUGGUGUCGAGCCCGAAAGAGUCAAGGAUAGGGUGAGAGACGAGUUGGAGACAAUCAUUGCGCCGAGCAGAGAUUCUCGGAACGUGCUCGUGACCAAUUUUUUCCUCCAAGCCAAGGGCCCGCAUGGGAGAAUCGGUAUUGCUCAGAAACAGGUGACACUCGAAGGGGCUUAUGGCUCACGGAUGAUGCAUGCUGUGCAGAACUUUGGUAAAGAGACCCCGGAAUUCGAUGAUAAUGCGUACACAUUUAGUGCUACCUACAUCGAAGGAAUCCUUUGUCUCUUUGCACACCAUGUUGCGGCGCCGACCAUUCAUACAAAUCGCCACCCGGGAUAUCACAUCACCCUUCUGAGAGGCUUCCACCUAUUCGAUAAGUCGAAUUUUGCGGACGGAAUAUAUGCUUUCCGAGCCCUGAGACAACUUGCUCACAAAUAUCGUGAGGAAUUUAUCGAAGUAGCAAAUGAAAGGGCAGCCAAUAUGCCUAGACUUCAGGAAGCACGCGGGACAGAUACGGGCAAAGAUGGCACGAACGAGAUGCCUUCGAGGCCUGGGGAUGAUGAAUAUGAGGGCGAGGAUGAAGCCAGUGCACCUGAGAAAGACAGCGAUGCAAACUUUGUUGAGGAAGGGAUAGAGCUUAGCUAA
Clonostachys rhizophaga is the source of this 717-nucleotide messenger RNA. The record is from the annotation of a GenBank genome assembly. NCBI's taxonomy places the organism in Eukaryota, Fungi, Ascomycota, Sordariomycetes, Hypocreales, Bionectriaceae.